Molecule: messenger RNA, 1564 nt
Organism: Vanessa atalanta (red admiral)
Lineage: Eukaryota; Metazoa; Arthropoda; Insecta; Lepidoptera; Nymphalidae
Product: cysteine synthase-like
Exons: 10
Coding region: 13-1530 (505 amino acids)
Cellular component (GO): cytoplasm
Molecular function (GO): cystathionine beta-synthase activity; cysteine synthase activity
Source: RefSeq, a predicted model, not a curated record
CAAACGGUCAUAAUGUUUAAUUUAAUUAAUCCAAAGCAGAAAUAUCCCCAUUCUAGAAAGGAAACUUAUAACUGGAAAUCUCCAUACGCAAAUAAGGUGCACAACAGCAUCUUGGAUUUUGUAGGAAACACACCUCUUAUCAAACUUAAUAGAAUCCCCAAAGACCAUGGACUUUCUUGCGAAAUCUAUGCUAAAUGCGAAUUUAUGAACCCAAGUGGCUCCUCGAAAGAUCGAAUAGCACUCGCGAUGCUUAAAGAUGCAGAACACGGAGGAUAUAUUAAUGAUGAUACACAAUUUGUUGAAGCUACAUCUGGAAACACAGGCACUAGUGUCGCUUUAAAUGCCACCUUAAUAGAAAAGAAAUGUUAUAUUGUAAUGGGAGAAAAAAAUUCUUCUGAAAAAGUGAAUACCAUGCGGUUAUUAGGCGCUGAUGUUAUAGUAACAAAAAAAUCACCUACGCUGUUAGCUAGGGAAAUUAAGGACGCCCAUCCAGACACUGUAGUUAUGUUGGAUCAAUUUGAAAAUAGUGUAAAUCCAAAGAUUCAUUACGACACUACUGGAAUGGAAAUUAUAGAUGCCUUGGGUAAAGUGGAUGUGCUUGUGGCAGGAGUCGGCACUGGGGGCACUUUAAGUGGAGCCGGACAUAGAAUUAAAGAGAAGUAUCCUAAAUGUAUUAUGGUGGUCGCUGAACCUGAAGGAUCUACUAUGUUUAAUGUGGAUUCAAAAUCUCAUCCUUUUUUAGUGGAAGGCAUCGGAGGUUCAAGUAUUCCAAUCGUAAUGGAUAAAUCGUUGGUUAAUGAAUAUGAAGUGGUAACAGAUGAAGAAAGCUUUUUAAUGGCCAGAGAAGUUAUUCAAAAAGAAGGUUUAUUCUGCGGAGGAAGCAGUGGAGCAAUAAUGGCUGCAGCAAUAAAAACAGCACACAAAAAUAAACUCGGCCCCGGACAUCGCAUCGUCGUAGUUUUACCAGACGGGAUGCGGAAUUAUAUGACCAAGUUUGUUACUGAUCAAUGGAUGGAAUCACAUCUAUUUAUGGAUCCACCUGAACAUACUAUGAGGUGGUGGAACAAACCAAUCAAUGACCUAACUUUAACUAACACUUAUCCUGUCAUAACCGAUACCUACACCUGCUUAGAAGCAUUGUUAGAAAUGAAGAACGUGAAUAUAGCCAUUGUCGUUAAUAGCAAAGGAUGGUUCGUAGGUGCAGUUUCAAAGGAUAAUUUCCGAAACUUAGCAACAAAUCCGACAAAAUUGCCAAGCCAAAAUUCUGAAGAAUUCAAUUUUAAUGAUCCAGUUACCGAUCACUUGAUAAAAGAUUGUUAUAAAUUGGCCAAGAAUGGAAAGAAAGGAAUGCCAACAAUGGGUCUCAUAUCCCGUAUGUUAGAUAUAACGCCGUUUGUUGUCAUCGGUCAGAAUAUCUAUGAAUCUGAUGAAGUUCUUUUUUUACCCGAGAGUGUGGCCACCGGUGAUGAUAUCCUCAAUUACAUAUUUUCGUUCAACAAUAAAGAUCAUCGUUAUACAAACUUAAUUUAAGAUAUCGAAUCAAGCUAAAAUAAACAACACCUAA